UUCCUCGAAAAAAAAAAAAAAAACCCUAUCUCUGAUCCAAACUGAGCAAAAAAAAAUGGCGAAUAUUCCGAUGGAUAUCAUCACCGAUCUCUUCCUCCGACUACCAGCAACAACUCUCGUCCGAUAUCGAAUCCUCUCAAAACCAUGCUUCUCUCUAAUCGACAGUCCUAAUUUCAUCGAAUCUCAUCUCAAUCAAACACUCCAAUCCGGAGAUCACCUCAUGAUCUUACUCCGAGGACCUCGUCUUCUCUGUACAGUAAACCUCGAUUCACCGGAUAAAGUCACCGACGUUGAACAUCCUCUAAAAACCGGUGGUUUAACCGAAGUUUUCGGUUCUUGUAACGGUUUAAUCGGUUUAUCUAAUUCACCUACUGAUAUAGCGAUUUUCAAUCCUUCCACUCGGCAAAUCCACCGGUUACCGGCUGAAUCGGUUGAUUUUCCGGAAGGUUCAACGACUCGUGGUUAUGUGUUUUAUGGAUUAGGUUAUGAUUCGGUUAAUGAUGAUUAUAAAGUUGUUAGAAUGGUUCAGUGUAAAGGUGGUAAAGCUGAUGAAUUGGUUUUUGGAUUUCCUUAUGAGAUUAAAGUUUUUAGCUUGAAGAAGAAUUCAUGGAAGAGAAUCAAAAGAGUUAUUCCUGCGAUUCAGUUAUUGUUUUACUUCUAUUAUCAUCUCUUGUAUCGUCGUGGUUACGGUGUUUUAGCUAGCAAUAGUCUUCAUUGGGUUCUACCUCGAAGACCUGGACUUAUCGCGUUUAACGCGAUUAUAAGAUUUGAUCUUGAUACGGAGGAGUUUGGGAUUCUUGAUUUCCCUGAGGAUCUUGCUCAUGAGAAUAUUGAUAUUGGUGUGUUGGAUGGGUGUCUUUGUUUGAUGUGUAACCAUGAGUUUAGUUAUGUUGAUGUUUGGAUUAUGAAGGAGUAUAAAGUUGAAGGGUCUUGGAGUAAGUUGUUUAGGGUACCGAAACCGAAGAGUGUUGAGUCGUUUGAUUUUAUGAGACCUCUGCUUUAUUCUAAGGAGAGGGAUAAGAUUUUGUUGGAGAUAAAUAAUGCGAAGCUCGUGUGGUUUGAUUUGAAGAGUAAGAGGUUUAGAACGCUUAGGAUAAAGGAUUGUGAUAGUUCGUAUAGCGCGGAACUUCUUGUGAGUAGUCUUGUUUUGGGAUGUAAAGGAGAUCCUACUGAAGUUAUGCGCCGCAAAGAACGUCUUGCUCGAGAAGAUAAAAUUAUGCAAGAGAGAAACAAGAGGGAUGAUUUUCUAUCCAAGGGAUUCAAGCUAGUGUUAUGAGAAAAGCAGAGGAACAUAGAACCCAAACCCAUAUCAGUGUAAGUGUUAUGAAAUCUAAUGAUAUAUGUGUGUUUUUUAUUCCCUCAAGUUGGUAUUUUUUAAUGAUAGAUAAUUAAUAUUAACGUAGAUG
Arabidopsis arenosa is the source of this 1406-nucleotide messenger RNA. The record is from the annotation of a GenBank genome assembly. Lineage: Eukaryota; Viridiplantae; Streptophyta; Magnoliopsida; Brassicales; Brassicaceae.